AUGAUCACUUUCGUCGGUAACCAGAGCGAGGGCUUUUAUAUCAGCAACGGGAGCAAGUCGAGGUGGCAGAAUUGUCCCUCCGAGCUCGCUACCCACCUUCGUAGUGUGAACACUAGCCAGGUGCGGGGACUAGCCGGUGGCCCAGGGGGCAAGUAUUGGCUGCGCACCUCUCAGGGGACUUAUACUAAUGGGACAGCCAGUGGAAUUCCGACCUCUGACAUCAGAAUCUACGCAUUUGGUGGGAAGGGCGACUGGUUCUCCAAGUCAUCUGCCGGGGGCACUAAGUGGGGCAGCGUUGACCAGACUCUUCGCGAUAAAAUCGAUGAAGUGGGGUCACGCAAUAUCAAGACGCUCUCGAUCGGUACGAACGGCAGUUGGGCCAUGACUUGGGGUAACAAUCGUUGGUCCUGGCAUGGCUGUCCGAGUCGACUCGGCGAUAAGCUUAGAGCAGCAAGCUCGGUAGAGAAUAUCGUGUUGAGUCCUUUCAAUUCCGACCACUGGUGGGUUGAGUAUGGUAACGGAAAUAGCGAUUUCUGGUUGCCCAAGUCGUGGAAGGACGACCUUGAUCACGUUCGUCAUUGA
This is a messenger RNA of Fibroporia radiculosa, 582 nucleotides long. RefSeq lists its product as uncharacterized. The record is from RefSeq and is a predicted model, not a curated record. Bases 1 to 582 code for a protein of 193 amino acids. Lineage: Eukaryota; Fungi; Basidiomycota; Agaricomycetes; Polyporales; Fibroporiaceae. The transcript has 4 exons.